Molecule: messenger RNA, 442 nt
Organism: Nomascus leucogenys (northern white-cheeked gibbon)
Lineage: Eukaryota; Metazoa; Chordata; Mammalia; Primates; Hylobatidae
Gene: RPL39
Product: ribosomal protein L39
Biological process (GO): translation
Cellular component (GO): cytosolic large ribosomal subunit; ribosome
Molecular function (GO): structural constituent of ribosome
Source: RefSeq, a predicted model, not a curated record
UAAGCUCCGCCCAUCAGAGGCGCCUUCUAAUCUCGUUCUUCCGCCACCUUCCCCCCUCUCUUCCUUUCUCCGCCAUCGUGGUGUGUUCUUGACUCCGCUUCUCGCCAUGUCUUCUCACAAGACUUUCAGGAUUAAGCGAUUCCUGGCCAAGAAACAAAAGCAAAAUCGUCCCAUUCCCCAGUGGAUUCGGAUGAAAACUGGAAAUAAAAUCAGGUACAACUCCAAAAGGAGACAUUGGAGAAGAACCAAGCUGGGUCUGUAAGGAAUUGCACAUGAGAUGGCACACAUAUUUAUGCUGUCUGAAGGUCACGAUCAUGUUACCAUAUCAAGCUGAAAAUGUCACCACUAGCUGGAGAUUUCGACAUGUUUUCCUCUCUGAAUCUGUUAUGAACACGUUGGUUGGCUGGGUUCAGUAAUAAAUAUGUGAGGCCUUUCGUUUUAA